Messenger RNA from Leptidea sinapis, 1212 nucleotides. RefSeq names its product DNA-directed RNA polymerase III subunit RPC6 (gene Polr3F). NCBI's taxonomy places the organism in Eukaryota, Metazoa, Arthropoda, Insecta, Lepidoptera, Pieridae. The transcript is spliced from 4 exons. The coding region runs from base 302 to 1195 and encodes 297 amino acids. The record is from RefSeq and is a predicted model, not a curated record. Gene Ontology annotation, cellular component: RNA polymerase III complex. Gene Ontology annotation, biological process: transcription by RNA polymerase III.
AUUACUUACCUUCUACAUUUCCGAUUCCGACCACUUUCCAACUAUAGGGUCGCUGCCAGUUGCUACCUACUGGUUUUUUCGUCAUUCAUUCUUACUUCUUGGGAAUGAAGUGGGCUUAAAUUAAUUUAUGGUUUAAAGAAAAUAAUAACAAUCCUAUUCAAGAGUCAGUAUUCUGGACGUUUUAAUUUAAGAUUUAAUUAUUGAAUUUUAAUACAUAACUUUAGGGGAAUAGUGGUGAUUAUCAAAUAACCUAUUUUUUUCUGUUCUAUGCUUUUAAAGCCUUGAAGCAUAGAAAUUCACUAUGACUGAAAACAAGACUGAUGAUGUAACAGAAAGAAUUUUAAAUGCAGCAUUGAAAAAUCCUAAAGGCAUAUCUGAUAAGGACAUGGCUGCAGCAGUCCCAGAACUAUCAUCAGCAGAACUAGUUGCUGCUAUAAAUAAAUUGCUACAACAGGGUUAUUUUGAUUUGUUUAAUCAAGGAGGAACAUUGAUAUACAAGUUAAAAAAUAAAGAUUCUAAGCAAAUUAUAAAGGGUUCUGACAAUGAGGAAAAAAUUGUGUUUGGCCUAAUUGAGGAAGCUGCUAAUAAAGGCAUCUGGAUAAGGGAUAUAAGAAAUCAGUCCAAUCUUCCCAUAACUCAACUCACAAAAAUCUUGAAGUCAUUGGAGAGUAAAAAAAUUAUUAAAGCUGUUAAAUCGGUCAAUGCAUCUAAAAAGAAGGUUUAUAUGUUGUACAAUUUAGAGCCAGACAGAUCUAUAUCAGGAGGAGCUUGGUACCAAGAUCAAGAUUUUGAAUCAGAGUUUGUAGAUGUUUUGAACAGGCAAUGUUUGAAAUUUCUGCAACAAAGAGCAGACAAAAUAAGAAAUAAUCCAAGAGGACCAAUUGUCGGAAGAACACAAUCUUAUGCAACUGCGGCAGAAGUACAGAAAUAUAUUACGGAUCUGGGCAUAAGCAAAGUCAAACUAGAAGUGGAAGAUGUUGUAACAAUUUUAAACACAUUGAUUUAUGAUGGUAAAGCUGAAAGUACGCUGUAUCCAGAUGGAAGUAGAGUGUACAGGGCAAUUGAAACACUGAUCCCUCCUCCGGGUCUAGUCCAGGUUCCAUGUGGACUGUGCCCACUUAUACAUAAGUGUUUUUCAACAGGUCUUAUUACACCUAAAGACUGUAAAUAUAUGAGUGAAUGGUUAGAACAAUAGAUUAUCAAUAUAAGUAA